Diabrotica balteata is the source of this 1029-nucleotide messenger RNA. NCBI's taxonomy places the organism in Eukaryota, Metazoa, Arthropoda, Insecta, Coleoptera, Chrysomelidae. The record is from the annotation of a GenBank genome assembly.
UUUAUACAAAAAUCAGAUAAACAAUGUCAGUUUCUAGAUUUAAAUUACUUUUGCAACCGAAGAUAUUCUCUAUGCGAUCUUUGCGUUUUAAUUACGACAAAUCACGAAAAAAUAUAAUCUUAACGAAAGCAACGAAAGUGAUAGUUCAAGGUUUCACCGGUAAAAGUGGAACCGCUCAUGCCAAAUUGUGUUUAGAAUACGGAACUCGUAUUGUAGGUGGAAUCAAUCCCAAGAAAGGUGGACAGAAGCAUUUAAAUUUACCCAUUUUUGCUACAGUAAAAGAAGCGAAAACAGCGGUUAAUCCAGAUGCAAGUAUUAUAUUCGUUCCACCUGCCACUGCAGCAGAGGCAAUUCUUGAAUCAAUAGUUGCCGAAAUACCAUUAAUUGUGGUUAUAACCGAUGGAAUACCGCAGCAUGAUAUGGUGAGGGUUAGGCAUGCGCUUAUAGGCCAGAACAAAUCCAGAGUAAUUGGUCCAAACUGUCCUGGUAUUAUUGCUUCAGGACAAUGUAAAAUUGGAAUAAUGCCAAAUGCCAUUCAUCAACAAGGAAUUGUUGGUAUAGUCUCAAGGUCUGGCACUCUAACCUAUGAGGCUGUUGAUCAAACAACCAAACUUGGUUUGGGUCAAACAACUGUUGUAGGGAUAGGAGGUGAUCCCUUUAAUGGAACCAGCUUUAUUGAUGUACUAGAAAUAUUUUUGCAGGAUCCUAAAACAAAGGGAAUAGUGAUAAUAGGAGAAAUUGGUGGUGUGCAAGAGGAACAAGCAGCAGAAUAUCUCAAAGUUCACAACGUCGGUCCUAAUGCCAAGCCAGUUGUAGCAUACAUAGCGGGUCUUAGCGCUCCACCUGGACGUCGAAUGGGUCAUGCCGGAGCAAUCAUUUCUGGUGGAAAAGGUAAAGCUGGAGACAAAAUAAAGGCAUUAGAGAAAGUUGGCGUUAAAGUGACGGGGGUUCUUACUCAAAUUGGCCAAACCAUGUUUAAUGCUUUAAAAGAAAACAACAAGAUUUAAGGUGUACUUUAUCGAUUUAAAU